CAGGGGCAAUAGUUUGUACGAGCCACACCUCUCAGUCCCAGCUUGCAGUUAAUUAUUAGCCAUGAUUGAUCUUUGUCAGUGGAGAGCUAGAAUAGGAUCCUGGAACUGUUCCCGCCAUUGGAGACAACCCAGUGCUUGUACUAGUACUGGUAACACUUACUGUGGAGCCAAUGGAGCUAGUAAUACUUCACAAGAGAAGAUUAUUAUUAGGUCCAUUUUGUCCUUUUUUUGUCUUCUUAUCCUCCUCUUCAUAUCAGGAGAUGUGGAACUUAAUCCUGGACCCACUCUUAAAGAUAAGCCAACAAAAGAUGAAUUGGUUGAGCUAUUGAGUAGCUCAAAGUUUACUGCUGGUACUUGGGAACAGUUUGUCUGUUGUCUUCCUAACAUGUCACAAGAUAUUGUGAGUAGAAUUAAACAGAGAGUGAAGGAAUUCAAUCAAUCCACUGAUCCUAUUGAUUAUGUAAGUGCAGUAGCUCAAUACUGGCUUGACAAUAAUCCUGAUAUAACAUGGAAGAGUAUUAUUCAUACUUUAUUGGCUAAUGAUGAGGCUGUUAUUGCUCAUCUACUUUUAGAAGAAAAAAUAAUUAAAAGCAAUAAAGGAGCAGGCAGAACUGUGGCAAGAGUUCUAAGGAGUCAUUAUUCUCAGUUAGGCCAUGCUACUGAAAGCAGUCUUCAAGAAAUAGCUGAUGAGUUGUACAGCAAGGGAUUAAUAACUCGUAUAGUCAGAAAAGAGCCAAAAUUAGAAAAGAUAGAAGUUGAGUUUUUAGCAAUAGUAGAGAUGUGCAUACAAGAAAGAAAUAUAGCUUUGCUAAGGGAGCAUUGUCUCACAUUUUUGCAAUGUAUUGCUAGUGUGGGGGGUCCUGCAAAGAAGGAGGCAUUAGCAUUAGCCAGAGAUUGGGAUAAUGAGGCUUUAAAAUGUAAUGAGAUAUCUUUCUAUAUGCAUCAAUCAUUGACAACGACAUCAAGCUAUGACAUUAUAUUCAGCAUCAAUUUCAAAUCUGAAGAGAAUAUUGCUAAAGAACUUGAUGACUUAAAUUCUGAGUUUGCUGUGCUCCUCACUAAAAUUAAAGAGUUUUAUGAUAAUAGUGAAAAGCACAGUAUCAUUAGUAUUGCUAGGUUUGUUGAAGAUUGCUUUGAUGGACUUGAUUCUCUUGCUCAUGAGAAUACAAAAAUUGAUGACAUAUUUAGAAAGCUUAAAGAAAAGUCUUAUUUUAAUUUACUUGACAUUAAAUCUAUAAAGAAAAUACUAAUAGCAUUCCCUAUUGAUGAUGCAUUACAAACUAGGUUUGAGGAUUAUGCCAAUGAUGUUGAAAGAUUUGUACAUUCGGCCAAUGUUUCUGACCUUAAAAAAAAAGCUAUUGCUGCUUUUGAACAAAAAGAAACUGCUUUUAACAAGAGCAAACUAAUUCUCAAACUAUCACAAAAGUGGUCCAAGCAAUCUAUAAAUAAUUUACGUAAGCUGAUGCAACAUUUCUUUGGUGAAAAAGCUGACUCUCUUACUUAUGAUGAUUCAUUUGAAGGAUCAAUAACAAUUCACUUUGUGAUUUCUUCAGAAAAAGAUGCUCAUCUUCUUGUACAAAUGGCUCAUAGUCAGGCAGUGUUUAUGUAUCAUUUUGGUAUACUUCAACUAAUUGUUAAUAAUAAAACCAUCAUUCAAAAUGUUGAAGAUGUAAACUUUGAAUUUGAGCAAUCACUUAGUGAUGCUAUCAUCUGA
Amphimedon queenslandica is the source of this 1714-nucleotide messenger RNA. RefSeq lists its product as uncharacterized. NCBI's taxonomy places the organism in Eukaryota, Metazoa, Porifera, Demospongiae, Haplosclerida, Niphatidae. The transcript is spliced from 3 exons. The record is from RefSeq and is a predicted model, not a curated record. The coding region runs from base 62 to 1714 and encodes 550 amino acids.